AUGUCAGAUGGCCAGGCUACUGGAAAAACAAAGAUCAUUCAUCAUGAGUUUUUCUUCCCAGGCCUCUUCCUAGUACUGAGGACAUUGGCACAAGCAGGAUAUCAUGAUAAGCCUUCACUCUCUGCCUGGCCAAGCCAUAUUGUUCCUUUGGGACAGCAUGUGGAAUUUGAAUGUUACCAUCAUAAUGACUAUUACAUAUUCAAGUUGUACAAAGAACAUGGUAAUCCUAUUCCUCAGAUCCAUGAAAGAAUAUUCCAGAGGAAACUUGUCUUGGGUCCUGUGACACCAGCAUAUGCAGGAACAUACAGAUGCUAUGGUCUUAAUUAUCAAUCCCCUGAUGAAACUUCAGCACACAGUGACCCUCUGAAGAUUAUAAUUUCAGGAAUCUACAGGAAGCCUUUCCUCUUGGCCUUACGAAAUCCCCUGGUGAAUUUAGGAGAGAAGGUGACACUGGAGUGUCAUUCAGAGAUUAUGUUUGAAUUUUUCACUUUGACUUUUCACACAAAAGGAAUAAUCAAGGACUCUUUGCAGCUUUCUGCUGAAGAUCAUCUUGGGAGGUCCCAGGCCAAGUUCAAAAUAGGUCCUAUGACACCUGAUCAUGCUGGGAAUUACACAUGUUAUGGUUCUUACAAUCACACAACGUAUGAGUGGUCUGAAUCCAGUGACCCCAUUCACAUAAAGAUCACAGGUUUGUACAAGAAACCUUCUCUGUCAGCCCUGAUGAGCCGUGUGGUGAUGUCAGGAGAGAAUGUGACCUUGUCCUGCAUCUCUGACCAUCUGUUUGACAUGUUCCAUCUGUCCAGAGAAGGGGUGCCUCAGGGGCAUGGGCUGCCUGCAGUGCAGAGCCACAGUGGGACAUUCCAGGCCAACUUCCUUCUUGGUCCUGUAAUCCAGACAGGGAACUAUAGAUGCUAUGGCUCUUUCAGUAACUCUUCCCAUGUGUGGUCAUCCCCAAGUGACCCAUGGUACUUUCCUGUCACAGUUCCAUCUUGGCUCAGUAGCAUUAUCAUCAUCAUCUCCGCUCUUUGA
This is a messenger RNA of Peromyscus californicus insignis, 1029 nucleotides long. Its product is annotated as killer cell immunoglobulin-like receptor 3DL1. The coding region runs from base 1 to 1029 and encodes 342 amino acids. The transcript is spliced from 5 exons. NCBI's taxonomy places the organism in Eukaryota, Metazoa, Chordata, Mammalia, Rodentia, Cricetidae. The record is from RefSeq and is a predicted model, not a curated record.